UACCGCGAGCGUUACCGCUCCGGCCGGGCUCGGCUCCGCCGCGGGCGACGCCACGCGCCCCCCUGGCACGACAAGUGUCCUACCGGGCGGCGUCCCGUGCCCGCGCUUCCGAAAAUACCCUUCACUCCCACGCUUCCAAAACCGCGAGGGGGCCCCCGGAGAGGAGCAAACUGUUUCUGUUGCGAGAGCGAGCGUCUCCUUCGUCGACGUGCGAGGCAGCGGCGAGCAGAGCGUCUCCUCGAUCCCUCCUCGGCCGCGCACUCCUUUUCGUGGCUUCGGCGCCGGCGAUGGACGCCUACUCGAAGGACAUGCCGCGCGGCGUCAGCGGCGGAGACGACGGCGAGAAGAAGGUGCGGCGCUCGGAGUCGCGUACUGAGGAGGUGGACCUUACCCUCGGGCUGUCGCUCGGGGGUCGGUUCGGGGCGAAGAGGAGGAGAGUCGAGGGGCUCGCCGGGUCCUCAUCGGUGGCGGUGGCGCCGCCCGCGCCUGUCGGGACAAACUCAUCGCAGGGGACUGGUUUCCCUCCGAAUGGCGUCGCCGUGGAGCCCUCAGCUUUGCUGCGUGCGACUGCGACCUUGAACCCUUUCCUUGGGAGAGCCGGCGCCGCUGGGUUCCAGCCGUCGGCGACCCCUUUGAUCAGCAGCAUCAAGCAGGAGCCCGUGGAAGGAACUCCUAGGGCUGAAGGGCGGGGCCUGUCAUCAGCUGUUGUGCCCUGGUCUUCUUUAGCAUCAGCGGUGAUGAUAGCCGCAACCCUUGGUUCUAGGGGAGAGCAGCAAGGUGCUUCAGGGAGACCCGCGGCCCUGCGGGAGAUGCCAUUGGUGUGGACGAGAGGGCUCCACAAUGGCAUGAGGACUGUAGGCUUUCUGUACCAGUACAGCAGAGUUGAUGAGCUGAGGAUCAUGUGUGUGUGCCAUGGUAGCUUCCUCACUCCGGCGGAGUUUGUGGAGCAUGCUGGAGGCGGCCAAGUCGCCAACCCGCUGAGGAGCAUCAUCGUCAAGACCCCGUCUUGGCUUUAGACCGGCGCGGCGCGGCGCGGCGGCGCAUGCAUGCAGAUGAGAUCGCCCAAGUGUUAAGCGUAUUACCUUCGAACUAGAAAUCUCAUCGUGAGCUAGACUGCAUCUAUGUUACAGACUUUACAUUACAGUACUUAUUACCUGAACUGAAGACAUUUUUUUUCCGACAAAGCUGAACUGAACUGAAGACAUGGUGGGAGAUUUGCUCCUGCAGACAACUUAAUAGCAAACAUAAAGACAGA
Messenger RNA from Triticum aestivum (bread wheat), 1255 nucleotides. Its product is annotated as ninja-family protein MODD-like. Bases 288 to 1016 code for a protein of 242 amino acids. NCBI's taxonomy places the organism in Eukaryota, Viridiplantae, Streptophyta, Magnoliopsida, Poales, Poaceae. Gene Ontology annotation, biological process: negative regulation of DNA-templated transcription; signal transduction. The record is from RefSeq and is a predicted model, not a curated record. The transcript is spliced from 3 exons. Gene Ontology annotation, cellular component: nucleus.